GUCCGAAUACGGGUGGGUUAUUAUAAAGUCAGACAAGACUAAAUUCUUAUUUUUGAGAACGUGUUUUUUUCGGAUGAGCAGAGGAAAUAAGGUGUUGCUGCUGAAGGUGCUCUAGGCAAAUUUGGAGCAUUAAUGGAGGACUUCAAGUGGGAACCUAAGGGUCACAGACUGUGACUCAGAGUGGACCUGGGUCCUAUUCCAAGAAUACUGGGCAUGAUGCCCACCUCGACCUCGGAUGGGACACCAGUCCAUCACAGGAUCGAAGAGCUCUUGAAUAGCAAGGUGGGAAAGUAUCUGAGUGACCACCACCACCCCUUCAUCACACUGGUGCUGCUUGUAUUUGGUCUAACAGCCUCAGUACCUGUUGGGCUUUUCCUGGCAUAUGCUGCUGUUACGUUCAUCACUGUUACUGCAUAUUGCAUAUUUAUUGAAAUUUUCCUGCUGUCUUUCGGAGGAGUCAUCUUGCUCUGUGUUUUCUGCUGUCUUGCCGUGGUGGCCUUCUGGAUCUCCUGUGUGCUAAGCAUCAUGUACAUUAUUGGCUCACAUGUCUUCAAUUACUCUUGCAUUCCCAGAGUACCUGAAAGGACAGUCUCUGCAGGAGACAUGGAGAAAGAAAAAGACUGAGAAAAUGACUGAGUGGUAAUACGGUCUACACAUUUAUAUUGCACAACCCCAUCCACAGCUUUUGGCCAGUGAGAGUGCAAUGGCAGAAAUGUCCACUAUAUAUUGUUACUUUUUUUAAAUAAUAUGAACAGUGGUUUUGUAAGUGUAUUUUAUAUUUUUAACCCCUGAAACAGCAUGCACCAUUGUGCUAUAUUCUAUACAUAUAUUGCUGUUAUUCCAGAUCAGCAGAACACUGUACUAGUGUCAGUUUCAGAGCCCCUAGGACAACAAUUGGCAUCCUGUGGAAGUAUUAAAACUUUUGGCAUCAUUUGGGCAAACAGUGGAUUUUAAGAGCUUAUAUUUUUAUAGGUCAGCAUUUAUUUGUGGGUUUCUGGUGCCUAAAAGGUGUUUUUUGUUCCUGCAAUGUUCACUGUAUGCUUGUAUUGUAAAAGAAGUCAUCGUAGCAUUUUAACAAGUGCAUUGUACGUUUAUCUGUUGCAUGCUGCACCUAACACUACACUAAAAAACUACUUUUCAUUAAAACAGUAUAAAACAUAAAUGUAUUCGUGUGUUUUGAUUCAAUUACUCAAAGCCUUAAUGCAUUACAAUUUAGAAAAGUGUAGAAAUAAAAAGGGGUUAAAAAAAAAAAAAAGUAAAUAAAAAUCUAAACCAAUGGCCUGUAAAAUAUUUUAUUGGAGGUGAUAACAUAAAAACUCGAAAAACGAAAACCCUAGCAGAAUGACUCAUGAAGGGGGACAUCAAGCAUACUGAAUAUAUAAAUGAAUGUCCAAACUGAACACAAGUGUUCUAUGAAAUCUGUACACACACACGCUCCAGAUCUCGUUUGAUAAGCACACCAUAUUAAAUUCCAUGGGCUUUGUUGAUAAAUUACUGCAUCUAAAGAACAAAUACUUAAUCACAGGAUACUACUAUUAAUAUUAUCUUGUCCUGUGUUAUGGAGGUUGUACAUUACAUCAUGAGUACUACUGAAUGACUACAACCUUAACAGAGAUACAAAAUGCACAGUAAUUUGGAGCCAAUACAUAAGAAAUAAAAACUUAUCAGUGCUGAAUGAUUUGGUAGUACAAAACAUUCUCCUUCUACGGAAAAGUCGACAAGGAAACGUUUCUGCUUACAUACUGGCUAUAAUUCUUCUCAAAUGAAUAAGGCAUUUGUGUAAGUUGACGAAAUUUGAAAGGCCAUUGAAGUCUAAAGCAAUUUCAUGUUAUAGGGAAAAAAUGAGAUGGUUUAAAAUAUGUGUAUAGUACUUCAUGUGUCACUUAUGUCAAAGUACAAACUGUACCUGAUUCAACACUCCUAGAAACCACAAAUAAAUUUUCAAAAAGUACAUGUAGUAGGAGUUAAGGUGUGUUUAAUCUGGCCAAAUUUAACAUUUAAACUUAUGAAACACCUCACAUAGAAAAAGUAUUUGUUUACUUUUUUUUUUUGUUCUUUUUGAGUUUUUCUUAACAGCACUAAAAAGGUAUCGCAAGAUGCUGAAAACAAAAAAUUUCCAUUGCCAAAUCCAAGAGAAGUCCUCAUUGCAGUCAUUGUGCAGUCAUUUUUUUUU
Messenger RNA from Ictalurus furcatus (blue catfish), 2173 nucleotides. Its product is annotated as lipid droplet assembly factor 1-A. NCBI's taxonomy places the organism in Eukaryota, Metazoa, Chordata, Actinopteri, Siluriformes, Ictaluridae. The transcript is spliced from 6 exons. The coding region runs from base 214 to 624 and encodes 136 amino acids. The record is from RefSeq and is a predicted model, not a curated record.